AUGGCAUCACCUCAAAAUUUUGCAUCCAAGUUAACAGCACUUGUUGUAGAUGACCAUAAAAUCUACCAAAAGGUUCAUCAAAAGAUGUUGAAUAAUUUUGGAGUGAAAAGUCAUGUUGUGGAAAAUGGAAAAGAAGCCGUGGACAUUCAUUGGCAUGGCAAAAAAUUUGACCUAAUUCUCAUGGACAUGGAUAUGCCUAUCAUGAAUGGCAUUGAGGCAACAAAGGAACUUCGUGCAAUGGGAGUUUGUAGCACUAUAGUUGGUGUGACGUCACGCUCUACCGAAGAAGAAAUAUUAAAGUUUAUGGAAGCUGGACUUGAUGACUAUCAAGAGAAACCCUUGACCAUACCAAAGCUUACUUCCAUUCUUCAUAAGAUCAUCAACUCUAAUCCAAUUUAAACAUGUGGUGGAUGCAAGUAAUUGAAAAAUUUAUGUUAUAUAUGCAGCGCUAACGAUUUAAUAACUAUCUUUGUAACUCUAGAAUGUUUCAGUUUAUGUUCCUAUCUACUAUCUGGAUAUACAAAAAAAGAUGUACGG
Trifolium pratense (red clover) is the source of this 537-nucleotide messenger RNA. Its product is annotated as two-component response regulator 24. Bases 1 to 399 code for a protein of 132 amino acids. The record is from RefSeq and is a predicted model, not a curated record. The transcript has 2 exons. Gene Ontology annotation, biological process: phosphorelay signal transduction system. NCBI's taxonomy places the organism in Eukaryota, Viridiplantae, Streptophyta, Magnoliopsida, Fabales, Fabaceae.